Messenger RNA from Purpureocillium takamizusanense, 3434 nucleotides. RefSeq names its product AAA ATPase cdc48, variant 2 (gene CDC48). The record is from RefSeq and is a predicted model, not a curated record. Lineage: Eukaryota; Fungi; Ascomycota; Sordariomycetes; Hypocreales; Ophiocordycipitaceae. Gene Ontology annotation, cellular component: cytosol; nucleus; VCP-NPL4-UFD1 AAA ATPase complex. Gene Ontology annotation, biological process: retrograde protein transport, ER to cytosol; mitotic spindle disassembly; autophagosome maturation. The coding region runs from base 317 to 2224 and encodes 635 amino acids. Gene Ontology annotation, molecular function: ATP hydrolysis activity; polyubiquitin modification-dependent protein binding; ATP binding. The transcript has 5 exons.
GUGAGUAAUGCAGUCGGAACCUGGAGCUUGUACCUCUCCGGCCACUACCUCAUCAUUGCCUCUUCUUCCUCUCUGCACUCGCCAUCAUAAACCACAACUCUCUCCAUUCCACAUCCACAUCCCCCCCCUUUCUCUCCUCCCCGAAACUCUUCCUCUCCCGCCGCAUACUCACUUCGCCUCACGCGCCUGCGCACUUCGUCGACAUCAACGCAGACGUCGUGCGCCUCUCUGCACCCGGUCGUAGCCCGCACUCUCGGCCACGUUUCCAUCCCCUCCCGAAUCCAAGUCACAGCUUCUGCGAAGCGAAUCCGACGAGAUGGCUUCCCAUCCCGACGAACACAAGAAGAAGGUCAACUUGACUGACCCCUCGGGCGCCGAGGUCAAGAACGAAGAUGACACCGCGACCGCAAUUCUCAAGAAGAAGAAGAAGCCCAACCAGCUCAUGGUCACCGAUGCCGUCAACGAUGACAACAGCAUCAUCGCCCUGUCCGAGGCCACCAUGGACUCUCUCCAGCUUUUCCGAGGUGACACCGUCCUGGUACGGGGCAAGAAGCGCAAGGACACCGUCCUCAUCGUUCUCGCCGACGAGGAGCUCGAUGACGGCAGUGCUCGCAUCAACCGCGUCGUCCGCCACAACCUCCGUGUCAAGCACGGUGAUAUGAUCACCAUCCACCCGUGUCCCGACAUCAAAUACGCCAAGAGAAUUGCCGUGCUGCCCAUUGCCGAUACCGUCGAGGGCAUUACUGGCUCCCUCUUUGACGUCUUCCUCGCCCCCUACUUCCGUGAGGCCUACCGGCCAGUCCGCCAGGGUGACCUGUUCAUCGUCAGAGGUGGCAUGCGGCAAGUAGAGUUCAAGGUCGUCGAGGUCGACCCCCCCGAAUAUGGCAUCGUCGCCCAAGAUACCGUCAUCCACUGCGAGGGUGACCCGAUCCAGAGAGACGAGGAGGAGAACAACCUCAACGAGGUUGGCUAUGACGAUAUUGGUGGCUGCCGCAAGCAGAUGGCUCAGAUCCGCGAAAUGGUCGAGCUUCCCCUCCGACACCCACAGCUCUUCAAGUCCAUCGGUAUCAAGCCCCCCCGCGGCGUCUUGCUCUACGGACCUCCUGGUACCGGUAAGACGCUCAUGGCCCGAGCUGUGGCCAACGAGACCGGCGCCUUCUUCUUCCUCAUCAACGGUCCUGAGAUCAUGUCCAAGAUGGCUGGCGAGUCCGAGUCCAACCUUCGCAAGGCCUUUGAAGAGGCCGAGAAGAACUCUCCAGCCAUCAUCUUCAUCGACGAGAUCGACUCCAUUGCCCCAAAGCGUGAGAAGACCAACGGCGAGGUCGAAAGACGUGUUGUUUCCCAGCUCCUGACGCUCAUGGACGGCAUGAAGGCUCGUUCCAACGUGGUCGUCAUGGCCGCCACCAACCGACCCAACUCGAUUGACCCGGCCCUGCGACGAUUCGGCCGCUUCGACCGCGAAGUUGACAUUGGCAUUCCCGACCCCACCGGCCGUUUGGAGAUUCUCCAGAUUCACACCAAGAACAUGAAGCUUGGCGACGAUGUCGAUCUGGAGCAGAUUGCUGCCGAGACGCACGGCUAUGUCGGUUCUGACGUUGCUGCCCUUUGCUCCGAGGCCGCCAUGCAGCAGAUUCGCGAGAAGAUGGACCUCAUCGAUCUCGACGAAGACACAAUCGAUGCCGAGGUCCUCGACUCCCUUGGCGUCACAAUGGAGAACUUCCGCUUCGCACUCGGCGUCUCCAACCCCUCCGCGCUCCGCGAGGUGGCUGUUGUGGAGGUGCCCAACGUCCGUUGGGAGGACAUUGGUGGCCUCGAGGGUGUCAAGCAGGACCUCCGCGAGAGCGUCCAGUAUCCCGUCGACCACCCCGAGAAGUUCCUCAAGUUUGGCAUGUCCCCGUCCCGUGGUGUGCUCUUCUAUGGUCCUCCCGGUACCGGUAAGACUAUGUUGGCCAAGGCUGUCGCCAACGAGUGCGCCGCCAACUUCAUCUCCGUCAAGGGUCCUGAACUGCUCAGCAUGUGGUUCGGUGAGUCUGAGAGCAACAUCCGCGACAUCUUCGACAAGGCCCGUGCUGCGGCUCCCUGCGUCGUCUUCCUCGACGAGUUGGACUCGAUUGCCAAGGCCCGUGGCGGCUCCGUUGGUGAUGCCGGCGGUGCUUCCGACCGUGUUGUCAACCAGCUCCUGACUGGUAAGUCUUGUUGGCUGACCCCGUUACCUCGCAUAUAGCCCACUAACGUUCUGUGCAGAAAUGGAUGGCAUGACGUCGAAGAAGAACGUUUUCGUCAUUGGCGCCACCAACAGACCUGAGCAGCUCGACCCGGCUCUGUGCCGUCCCGGCCGUCUGGACUCGCUCAUCUACGUUCCCCUGCCCGACGAGCCUGGCCGUCUCGGUAUCCUCAAGGCGCAGCUGCGCAAGACUCCCGUCUCCUCCGACAUCGACCUCGGCUACAUCGCCAGCAAGACACACGGCUUCUCGGGUGCCGAUCUCGGAUUCAUCGCCCAGCGGGCCGUCAAGAUUGCCAUCAAAGAGGCUAUCAACGCCGACAUCGAGCGCACCAAGGCUCGCGAGGCUGCCGGCGAUGACAUGGACGUGGAUGACGACGCGGAGGAUCUCGUGCCUGAACUGACGCGGGCCCAUUUUGAGGAGGCCAUGCAGAUGGCCCGCCGGUCAGUCACGGACGUGGAGAUCCGUCGCUACGAAGCCUUUGCUCAGCAGAUGAAGAACGCCGGGCCCGGUGCUUUCUUCAAGUUCCCCGAGGCUGGCGCAGAUGGCCAGGCCAGUGGUGAUGCUGGCAACGGUUUCGGCGACGCCGGCAACGAUGAUGACCUCUACGACUAAGCCUGACAGGCUGGUCUCCGCUACGGACACCACGCUUGUCCAUGUAUUUUAAGUUUUCCGACUCGUACAUGAGCAUCAUCUCUGGGCACACGGCUUAUGGACAGCAUCAAAUCUCAAACCAUGACGCCUUUUUUGUUUUGCUGCUUUCAUUUUUCGGACCCUCUAGGAGUUGGUAGAAAUGGCAGUAGAGGGAGGACGGCGGAGGACACGAUUGACGCCCGACUCUAGGCACAACUAGACAGACUGUUGCUACUCGGCGCGGAAAAAAAUUACGUUGGGCCGUCGUUUUGCGAGUCGGUGUGGCAGAGCAGGCUCUCGUCUCCUUGUGCCACUGAUUGCGGUAAUGGAGGAAAGGGGGGAGGUCAGUUUGAUAGAUGACGCAACUUGAUUUUGACAUGUACUUGACCAGCGUCGGCUCCAUGGUGAUGUUUCCCGUAUUACGAUACAGGCGGUUGUCAAGGCAAAGCUAGGAGUCCCUUUAUCUGCUGGUAUUGACUGAGCCUAUCCAUCCGCCUGAUGCACCUAUGUUUCCUCGUCCUCCCUCCUCCCCCCUCCCCAUGUGGUCAAGUUGCCUUGCAUGCCGUUGACAUUGAAACC